Apus apus (common swift) is the source of this 2110-nucleotide messenger RNA. RefSeq names its product family with sequence similarity 43 member A (gene FAM43A). Bases 240 to 1328 code for a protein of 362 amino acids. The transcript has a single exon. The record is from RefSeq and is a predicted model, not a curated record. Lineage: Eukaryota; Metazoa; Chordata; Aves; Apodiformes; Apodidae.
CGGACGGGCGGCGAGGAGCGCGCCGCCGGCUCGGUGGGCCGCGGGCGCUCCGCCCUCGGUGCGCGGGGCCUCCCCUCUCCGCGCCCGCGGAGCCCCGGCGCCCGCCUAUAUCUACGGCCGCGGCGGCCCGCCGCCCGCAAGGAUGUGAGGCGGGCGGGCAGCCCAGCCGCCGCCGCCGUGGCAUGUCCCCCCGCGCCCGGAGCCGUCGGCGCGGCGCCUAGCCGCGGCUCCGCGGGGCGAUGCUGCCCUGGAAGCGGAGCAAGGUGGAGCUGGUGGCGGGCGAGGCGCGGCGGCAGAGCAAGCCCAAGGGGUACGCGGUGAGCGUGCACUACUCGGCCCUCACCUCGCUGGCCCGCGCCUGCCCCGAGAGCGCCCUGCACCGCGUGGGCAGCAUGUUCCGCUCCAAGCGGCGGAAAUUCCGCGUGACUAGCGAGGACCCUACGUACACCGUGCUCUACCUGGGCAACGCCACCACCAUCCAGUCCAAGGGUGAGGGCUGUACUGACCUGGCCGUCUGCAAGAUCUGGAGCAAGAGCGAGGCGGGCCGGCAGGGCACCAAGAUGAAGCUGACCAUCAGCGCGCAGGGCAUCCGCAUGGCCCACGCCGAGGACAAGGGGCUGCGCCGGCCCGGCCACCUCUACCUGCUGCACCGGGUCACCUACUGCGUGGCCGACCCGCGGUUGCCGCGCGUCUUCGCCUGGAUCUACCGCCACGAGCUGAAGCACAAGGCGGUGAUGCUCCGCUGCCACGCCGUGCUGGUCUCCAAGCCCGAGAAGGCGAAAGCCAUGGCCCUACUGCUCUACCAGACCUCCGCCACGGCGCUGGCCGAGUUCCGCCGGCUGAAGAAGCGGGACGACGCGCGGCACCAGCAGCAGCAGCUGGUGGGCGAGCAGAGCAUCCCGCUGGUGCCGCUGCGCAAGCUGCUCAACGGGCAGUGCUGCUACAAGCCACCGGUGGAGCGGAGCCGCAGCGCGCCCAAGCUGGGCUCCAUCACCGAGGACCUGCUGGGCGAGGAGCAGGAGGAGCGGGCCAUGCACUGCGACUGCGAGGACAUCCUGGAGGCGCUGGGCGAGCCCGAGGGCGAGCUGCUGCGCGCCGGCGCCGGCCGCGGCGAGAGCCCGGAGCUGGGCCAGCUCCUCCGCGACUUGGGCGAGCUCAGCCUGGGCAACGACCUGCGCUCGCUGCGCGCCGAUCUCCGCGUCCGCCGGCUGCUCUCCGGGGAGAGCACGGGCAGCGAGUCCUCCCUGGAGAGCAACGGCCCGGACGGCGCCGGCCCGCCCUGCAACGGCGCCGAGCAGCCGCCCCCCGGCGACCCCGAGACCGGCUGAGCGCUCGGGCCGGGGCUGCGCGGGCCCUUCCGGGCGUGCACGGCGCCGCCGGGGCGCCCUGGGCCCCUUCCGGGAGUGCACGGUUCCCUCCGGGAGAGAACGGCGCCGCCGGGCUCACCGGGUUCUCUCCGGCCCCUCCGAGAGGGCACGGUCCCUGCGGGGCUCACCGGGUCCCCUCCGGCCCCGCCGAGGUUACAAAGCCCCACCGGGGCCCCUCCGGGCGCCCCUCUUUCCUGCGUCCCCCCCACUUCCCGCGGCAUCCCGGGGAGCGGCCGCCGCUGCCGGUGGCUGCGGGAGCCCGGGCCCCAGCCCGCCGUGUCCCGAGGAGGGGAGGCGGCCGCGGGCUGUUUACCUCCGGCUCAGCCCUUGAAGAUCUGCCAAAUUCCUGGAAUAGCUUUCCCCGGGGAGGGCGGCGGGAGGGAGGUGUUGCGCCUUGUUUACAGUCAGAAAUCUCGCAUCCGAGAGGGGCCCCCCCCGGCGUUUCCUCCAUUAAAGUCACUCCAUCGUGCUGUCGUGUCCGAGAGGUUUGCACUGUUGUGAAAAUUUUUUUAACUAUUAUUUUUAAGUUAGACCCUUUUUUUUUGUUUGGGCCCCGGUUCUGUCCCCGGUCUCAAUGCUCUAGAUCUUUUGCUGUGCAAAAGAAGACUCUACUUGUGGCUGUUCACCUGUACAUAGGGAAAUGUAUGCAAAUACAUUUUGUUAUUUUUAAGAACACCACCAUUCCGAUCUCCUCUGUUUGCACAUACGUGAAGAAAAUAAAGAUGACAGUAAUUUAAAAAAAA